Molecule: messenger RNA, 3870 nt
Organism: Cyprinodon variegatus (sheepshead minnow)
Lineage: Eukaryota; Metazoa; Chordata; Actinopteri; Cyprinodontiformes; Cyprinodontidae
Product: putative leucine-rich repeat-containing protein DDB_G0290503
Exons: 41
Coding region: 43-3729 (1228 amino acids)
Molecular function (GO): protein binding
Source: RefSeq, a predicted model, not a curated record
UCUGGUGCUACUGCAGGUCAUUAAUGUUUAGGAGAAGGAACAAUGGCUGGAGGUUCUCGCUUCUUGUUUGCCUUUCUUCUCUUCUGUGUUUUUGAUGCAUUUGACAACAGACUAGUGCCAUACAAUGUGGGGGAUUGCACUGAGAUGAGAGAAAAGUUGGAUUCUGUGACCACACAGCUCCAGGAAACAACCCGGCAUAACAGCCAGCUGGAUGGGGAAGCCCUGGUGUUAAGGAGGGAGGUCGGGAAGCUGAAGCUCCAACUCUCCACUUGCAGUUCUGUGUUGCCGUACAUCAGUACCUCACAUUUCACCCAGCUGCAGAAGGAAAUGAUUAACCUGCUUGAAGCCAUUGAUAGUGAGAUGUCUAAAGUUUUAAAGAUCACGGCACUGACCUGGCAUGUUAAAGCUUUCCAGAGGAGUGUUGAAUCUGCUUCCAACUCAACUGAAACUGAGAUAAGAGCUCUGAAAGCCCAACUGAGUGCAAAGACCGCCGAGCUGGACGCUGAGAAUGAGAAAAUUAACAAAACUGACAAAAACUGGGAAUUAAUCCUAGAGAUAAUCUCCCAGCAAGUUGAGAUUGUGGACUUGUGGCAGACUGAAUUUCUAAGCCAAACUUCUGCCAGUGUUGAUGAAAGACUUAUGGCUCUGCAAGAGCUGCUGGACAGGAAGCUUGGCGAGCUGCAAAGGAGAGAACACCCCCUCUAUGAUGUCCUGAAGCUGAUUUCUGUGCGCACCGAGAUUAAGAUAAUGGAGAGAAGGAUCAAUAUCUUGAAUGAUAAAUCCAAAAUUGAGGUUUCUGAUGCUAAGAGGCAACUGAGGCAAAAAGUUGAGCAGCUGCAAGGAGCAAUUAUGCAGCUGACUGAUCGGGAGAAUGACAAGAAUCUUACGAGGGAAAUUCUGCGGCUGCAGAUAGAGGUGGAACGUUUGUCAAAUUUGAUUUCGAAUCUGGACACAAAAGGACCCAAAAUCACAGAGCUAACGGAGCAGAUCGAGGAAAAGAAGAGAGAAGAGAUUUUUUUGAUAAAUUUAAUGAGAAAUGCGGACAAUGCUGUUUCACAGCUGAUCAUGAGAAGUAUCGUCAUAAUGGAGGAGCUGAGACACCUACAGCCGACUACUGGUUCACAGGAUGUUCUGACGCUUAUUCAAACCUAUAAACAAGACUACGGCAACGCUCAAACUGAAAUACAGAAUCUGAAGAAGCAGCUUAAUUGGACACGUGAGCAAUGCUCUGGACUCCAGGAACAAUAUAAGAGGCUAACGGGUGAACUGGAAAAUAAGAUCGAACAGUUGAACAAAACUGGAGACUCUCCAGCUGCCCUCAUUCUGAGUUUAACAAGCAUUCAUGAUGAAAUCAAGACUUUAAAGAAGAAGAUCUUAACCUUAACCGAUCCAAAUGAUACUGCAAGGCUACAGAAGCUGCUGCAAGAGAAAAAAGAGGAGCUGAAGAUCAAGACUGCAGACAUAGAGAGACUGAUUCCCAACUCACAGAUAAUUUUGAUGAUCAUCAACCUUCUGAAUGACGUCUGGGAUCUUCAGAGCAAGUACACUAAUGGGACGAGUGAGGAGAUAACAGCAAUGCAAGAGAGACUAGAGGGACUGCUCAGUGAGCUGGACAGCACAGAGGAGGGAAACAUGAAGCAGCUGAUGACAAUCCUGAUCCUGCAGAGUCAGGUGGAGUAUCUUCAGAAACUGCUGCCAAAAGCGGAGGACUCAAAGACCCAGAAAGUUACCCAGCUCAGUAAUGAGCUUGAAGCCAAGCAGGCAGAGUUGGAUCAAGUCUUCAUGGAGAUGGCUAAAAGCAACCAGAACACCACUGAUCUGUUGAAAAACAUCUUUUCUCUGCAAAGCCGGCUCAGGCAACUGGAAACCAACAAGGAAAUUGAGGACAAAGCUAUUAUAUCCAAGCUGAGAGAACAACUGAAGAUGAAAGAGAAGGAGAACGUGGAACAUCAGGCUUUGAUCAGAACUCUGCAGGUUGCUUUGAACCAGACUGAUGUACAGUGUUCUCAGGAUGAGCAGAAAAUUAAAGAUCUGCAAAAGCGUUUUGACGCCGCAAUUGAGGAACUCGGUACCAGGUCAGACAGAGUGACAUCUCUCACUCUUCAAGUUUCUACACUCACUCUGCAGCUGGAAGAACUGAAGAAACAGCUGGAGAACUCUGUUUCUCAAUCUGUAGCUGAAGAGCUUCAGAGAAGUAUUGCUCAGCAAAGUGCAAAGUUGGAGAACAAAACAGAGGAGCUGAGAAAACAAAGCACUGAAGCACAAAGACUUUUACAGAUUAUUGACACACAAGUAAAGAUCGAGCAGCAGACACUCACAGCUUCGAAUGAAUCCGAUUACGCCAAGGUCAGAGCUCUCCAAGACCACCUCAAUCACUUGAUAGAUGGAAUUCAGGAUAGAGACAAUGAAAACACAAAACUAACUUUACAAAUUUUGGCUCAACAAGAAGAAAUAGCAAGACUGAUAAAGGAGCAGGAGAGCCAGCUGGGAGCAAAGGCCAAGAAAAUUAAAGAUCUGGAAGACAACUUAGAUUUGGUCAGAAAUCAGAUGCAAGCAAAAACUGAUUUGCUGAAAAAAAGCACCACCAGGAUUGCAAAUCUGUCCGCUCAGAUCAUGGAGCUCCAUGAGAAAAUUGGACCACUGCAGGAGGAAUUAGCAGACCUCAAACAGACAUAUGCUGAAAACCUUGCAGAUCUUGAGGAGAGACUCAAUAUCACUAAGAACAAACUGCAAAACACUGAACUUCAGCUCAAGAACGCUGACACAGAAAACUAUAAUCUAAUAAAGAAAAUUGCAGAUUUGAAGGCUGAGCAGAAAAAAGCCAAGGAGGAGGCUUCCCAAACUCUGAAGAAAAGCACUGAGGCCCAGGAACGACGGAAAAGGCAAGAAAAAGAGAACAACAGACUCGAAAGCACCAACAGAGACUUGAAGCAACAGGUGGAAGAGCUGGAAAACUGCUGCAAAGCCAGCCCUAACUGUGAAGACCAAAAUAGACAGCUGCAGCAGUGCCAGGAGGAUGCAGAUCUUCUCCAUCAGUUCCUUCAGGAAAAGGACGCCGCCCUCAAACAGCUGCAGGAUGAAAUCGAGGAACUGCGCCAGGAGAAGGAUCAAUUGCAGGAGGACUACGACAAUGUAGUGAAGAAACUAAAUAAGGUGGACGACAGGACCAUCCAUGGCGAGAGAGUCACCUGGGAUCCAAAUACGGCACAUCCGAGAAUAGUUCUGUCUGCCAACAACACCGAGGUAUACACCACCAACAGGGUCCAGGUCCGGAACAACCCCGACAGGUUCGACGUGACACUCGGCGUCCUGGGUGCAACCGGCUACUCAAGCGGCCGCCGUUACUGGGAGGUGUAUGUAGCGGAGAAGAACUGCUACCACAUUGGGAUGGCCAGCGAUGCAGCAAGGAGGAAAGGGUCGUUAACCUUCAAGCCCUCAUACGGUUACUGGACCAUAGUCCUGAACAAACAGCAGGAACUCAAAGCCAUUGAUAGGAGAUCUCACACUCUGAAGGUUAAUAGGCUUCCCGUCACGCUGGGAAUUCUGCUAGACUAUGAGAAGGGACAGGUUUCCUUCUAUGACGCUACAGCCAGAUCGCAUCUGUACUCGUUCACAGGUCACGAUUUUACAGGCAACAUCUAUCCCUUUCUCAACUAUUGUGUUGAAGAUAUUGAUAAUUCCAACCCAAUAGUUUCACUUAAUCCAGGAUCAACUGACUGGAUUAAUUAAGCUACAAGUUCGGUUUUGUCACAUUGUCUAACAAGCGUCUCCCUGGUGAACAAAUGUUUUCACAGUGGAAUAUUCUACUGAAUUAAAGGGCAUUUACACAUUUUGUCUUUGUGAUUGUGAUUAUUUGUGACUUGUUUCUCC